AUUUUUUUAAAUUGCUAAUAAUGCAAAGUUUGGGCGAUGUAGGAAUAGAUGAUUGGGCUAAACUUAACCCUGAUUCAAACCCCACCUCAGCCAUGAAGCUUCUGGAGAUGUCCUUGGGUCAGCUGCUUUCUGUAAACAUCCAUGUUUUCAUCUUUCAACACUAUUAAACUGCUUCACCUUCUUCCAGAGGGUUUUUUCCAACUUUCCAACAGCCUCAGAACCUUCUGAUGGUCUCCAAGUCAAGUACUAACCAGACUAUCCCUGCUUAGUGCCCAGACCCAGAUAAUGACCAAAUCAAAUGGAAUACAAAACGAACAACUGCAGGCGUUUCGGGAAUGAUCAUCUGCAGGAAAAAGAAUGGCUCACCGGCUGGAAUUUUCAGCUUCCUUUUUGUACUCACGUUAUGUUUUUUGUCGUAUUAUUGGAGGAAAAGCAGAGACUGGUAUCCUGUGAAUGGAAGCACUCACCAAGAGAAGCUUCACAGUCAUUCUUGUAAAGGCCAAGGCUAUUUAACUAACGCCACCAUCACCCCACUCCGAGAUAAAAACAGCUUUAUCAUAGCCCCCUAUUCCGACAAGAGGGACGGAAAUUUCAUCCGCGUUCUGAGUAUUGUUCACCAUGAAAAAGUCAAGGAACUCUACUGCAUGUUUUGCUGUCAAAAUAGUAACCGUACUGUUAUCGUGAAGGCUGAGAUAGACAUCCACUCCGACCGAUUUGAAUUCCCUUAUGGCAUGGCAGAUUUGCUUUGCCUUGAGCCACAAGGCUGCGACCCCCAGUUCAUCUCUGUCCACCCCUCCGCUGAUCCAGAGGCCAGCCAGCUGCCCUUAUUUCAAAUCCAAAACCUCCGCUCGGAGAACCCCACUCUGGAGUUCACCGUGUGCAUUUCUACCAUGUUUGGAGAAUACAGUAACGUCUUGCAGUUUGUACAGAGCAUAGAGUUGUAUAAAAUCCUGGGGGCGCAGAAGGUGAUGAUUUAUAAGAACAGUUGCAGCCCGCUGUUGGAGCAAGUCCUAGAAUAUUAUAUCUCCGAAGGCACUGUUGAAAUAAUUCCUUGGCCAAUCCACUUGUACCUGAAAGUUUCAUCUUACUGGCAUCACUCCAUGGAUGAGAAAGAUAUUGGCUACUAUGGGCAAAUCACGGCCUUGAAUGACUGCGUUUACCAUAAUAUGUACAGAAGCAAAUAUGUAGUGCUUAUUGAUGCUGAUGAAGUGAUUCUCCCCAUUAAGGAUGCAGACUGGAAAUCCCUAAUGCAAAGACUGGAAAAGGAGAAUCCAGAAGAUGGGGUUUUCCUGUUUGAAAACCAAGUAUUCCGUAAGACUGUGGUUUCCACAACUCCCUUCAACUUCUCAUCAUGGAGAAUGGUGCCAGGAGUCAACAUGUUUGAACAUAUCCACAAAGAACCAAAUAGAAUUGAUGAUUUCAAUAACAGGAAAAUGAUCGUUGAUCCAAGGAAAGUAAUUCAGACAUCAGUCCAUUCUAUUCUCAAAUCGUAUGGAGAUUCCAUCCAGGUUUCUAAUCAUCUUGCCAUUAACUUCCAUUGCAGGAUCCCUGAACGUAAAGAUUUGCCUGACAACGCUUUGAUUCGAGACUCAAUAUUCUGGAGAUAUAACAAAACUUUGAUUGCAAAAGUUAACAAUGCCUUGCUUAAAUCCAGCAUUUUAGGACCCAAUGGCCCAGCAUAAUGGCAAAAAAGUUGAUCCCUUCACAGAUAGCAUGUGCAUACUCAGUGUCUAGAUGGCUGGACGUUUCAAAAAAGAAUGGAAUCAUUUUAAUGCAGGGAGGAUUUUUUUUUAUAUAUACAGCUCUGUAAUAUACCUCUUAAUUGCAUGAUCUACCUUGACACUCUUUCUACUUCAGGAAAAAAAUGCUCCUUAUCGGAUGCAGCAUCACAUCUUAAGCCCCUCUUCCAUGAAGACUAAUGUUUAGUCUUUUGAUGAUGUUCCAUUAAAGUAUUAAUGUUGCACCA
This is a messenger RNA of Candoia aspera, 1966 nucleotides long. RefSeq lists its product as uncharacterized. NCBI's taxonomy places the organism in Eukaryota, Metazoa, Chordata, Lepidosauria, Squamata, Candoiidae. The record is from RefSeq and is a predicted model, not a curated record. The coding region runs from base 336 to 1682 and encodes 448 amino acids. Gene Ontology annotation, molecular function: glycosyltransferase activity. Gene Ontology annotation, cellular component: cytoplasm. The transcript is spliced from 2 exons.